AUGGCUAAACACACUAAGAAAUUCGGAAUCGUCAGUAAAUAUGGGACCCGCUACAGUGCCUCCCUCCAGAAAAUGGUGAAGAAAAUUGAAAUCAGUUGGCACGCCAAGUAUACUUGUUCCUUCUGUGGCAAAACCAAGAUGAAGAGAUGGGUUGUGGGGAUCUUUCACUGUGGUUUCUGCAUAAAAACAGUGGUUGGUGGUGCUUGGACCUACAACAUCACUUCUGCUGUCACAGUCAAGUCUGCAAUCAGAAGGCUGAAGGAACUGAAAGACCAGUAGAAAGUUCUACCAUAUAGCAAAA
This is a messenger RNA of Marmota flaviventris (yellow-bellied marmot), 301 nucleotides long. RefSeq names its product large ribosomal subunit protein eL43-like. Gene Ontology annotation, cellular component: ribosome; cytosolic large ribosomal subunit. The record is from RefSeq and is a predicted model, not a curated record. Gene Ontology annotation, biological process: translation. Lineage: Eukaryota; Metazoa; Chordata; Mammalia; Rodentia; Sciuridae. Gene Ontology annotation, molecular function: large ribosomal subunit rRNA binding; structural constituent of ribosome.